GGAAUCAUCUGGUUUUGCUUUAGAGGAAGGACAGUUGUGUUUUAGUCAGGGUCCCCCUAUGGCCUGCAAAUUUUUUAAUACCAGGCCCUCAUGUUUCUUACCUUAAAUGCCGCAAAAUAUUAAAAGAAGGAAGCAAAAUCUCAUAAAGCUUCAGUUAAGUCAGUUUCCCCACACUUCCCAAACCUUUUUUUCUUUUAAAUAUUUAAUGCAAUCUGUGAAGUCUUCACACAGUCACAGACCAAGUCUUGGAAACAGUGUAAUCACCACCAUAACUCUCAUCCCCCAAGCCCCCAACUCAUCUCUGUCUCUCUCUCUCAACUGCAUUACCCAAAGCAACUAAAAUUUCAGGUAUGCUUCAUCCCAUUGAAUCUGUUCUUCUCCAACUAUGUUCUCAUUAAGACAUGCACGACAGAAGUUGACAAAAUCAGGAUAAGAAUAGGUGCGUGUUACAAUGUCUAGUACUUUAAAUGUUCAAGACUUUUAAGUCAACGGCAAGUGAAGAAAUGGAAGUAUCAGUUGUGUUAUUCUUAAUCUUUUUUCCAUUUGCUUUCUUUAUUCAGUCAAUGAUCUGUGCUUCUUUUAGUCCUAUAGAUGUUUUCUUGAUUGAUUGUGGGGGAAGUAACCCGGUAGAACUUGACGAUUCCCGGGUUUUUCAUCCUGAUAGUAGUACUCCUAAUGUGGGAUUGUCCCCUUCUUCAGACGUUGUUUCCGGGAAUGAGAUGAGCAUUUCUGGUAACUCAGCUCUGUAUAAUUCUGCUAGAGUUUUCGAAAAAUCUUCAGCCUAUACAAUUAGAACUAAGCAGAUUGGCCACCACUGGCUGCGGCUACAUUUUUUCCCACUUCAAGAUACAAAAUAUAAUUUGAAGUCUGCAGUUUUUUCGGUUGUAUCUAAUGGAAUCACACUACUUCAUCAGUUUUCUUAUUGGAAAUCCGGCCAAAACUCUCCUCUAGUGAAGGAAUAUGUAAUUGAGGUUGGAGGUUCGAGUUCAAAAAAAUUGGAACUGACAUUUUCUCCAAGCAAUGGCUCAAUUGCAUUUAUCAAUGGGAUUGAGGUUGUGGCUGUACCCAACUUGUAUUUCCCUUCCAGGGUCGUGCCCGUUCCAUUAGGACCAGAAGUUGAGAUCCCGAAACAUGCAGCUUUGGAGACAGCUUACAGGAUAAACAUGGGAGGUCCUCUUCUAACUCCUAAGAAUGAUUCCAUGUGGAGGAUAUGGGAGCCAGAUCAACCUUAUUUAGUAAAUGCUGCUUCCGCCCUUGAUGUUAUGGUCAAUCCUAAUUUGAUCAAGUACCCUGAUGGAAUACCAGCAGAAAUUGCACCGAAUUGGGUUUAUGCCACUGCUCAAGAAAUGGCUGAAGCAAAUGUUACUGAUCAGAGAUUUAACAUAUCAUGGACGUUUGAAGUAGAGGAAGGUUUCACUUAUCUUAUUAGGAUGCAUUUUUGUGACAUUGUUAGUAUAGCUCUUAACAGCCUAGUUUUCAAUGUUUACAUCAACAAGCAAUCUGCUCUGUCCUCGUUUGAUAUUUCUAGUAAGACAAUGGCAUUAUCAGCCGCUUACUAUGUAGACUUCCUCACGAAUGUUUCAAUGGGAUCAAAUCAGAUUCUGGUACAAAUAGGUCCUCCUGAUUUAAGAAAUCUCCCAAGCAAUGCAAUUUUGAAUGGUUUAGAGAUCAUGAAAAUGAGCAAUACUUGUGAUAGCCUUGAUGGAAAUGUUUGUGUAAGUUCUGGGAACUCGAAGUUCCCCAGAAAAAUAUUGAUUGUCCUAGCAAUCUCUUCUGCAGCAGUUUUCGCAGUUUUAAUGGUCAUGGUAGCAACUUUCUUCCUGUACUUGCGCCAGCCAAAGAGGCCAAAACGUUGCCCCUCAACCUGGUUUCCAUUCCUAGCAAAUGUGGGAAAUUCUGAUUCCAAAGUUUCAAUUUGCAGUCUUGCUUCAACAGCACAAACUCAUGGUUUAGGUCGCGUCCUGUCUUUCUCAGAGAUUCGUGAAGCAACAAAGAACUUCGAUGAGAGCUUGGUCAUUGGUGUAGGUGGAUUUGGAAAGGUUUAUAAGGGUAUGCUAGAGAAUGGGGUCAUGGUUGCAGUAAAACGUGGAAAUCCAGGAUCCCGACAAGGACUAACUGAGUUCAGGACAGAAAUUUUGAUGCUCUCCAAGUUGAGGCACCGGCACCUGGUUUCUCUUAUAGGUUACUGUGAAGAACAAAAUGAGAUGAUCCUUGUUUAUGAGUUCAUGGCAGGUGGUCCUUUGCGGAAACACUUGUAUGGCUCCAAUCUUCCCCCACUUAGCUGGAAACAAAGGCUUGAAAUUUGCAUUGGAGCUGCAAAAGGCCUGCACUACCUUCACACAGGAGCAGCAGACAGUAUCAUCCACCGUGAUGUGAAAACAACCAACAUACUCCUUGAUGAAAAUUUCACAGCAAAAGUUGCAGAUUUUGGGUUGUCAAAGCUAGGUCCUACUCUGGAUCAAACUCAUGUAAGUACUGCUGUGAAGGGAAGCUUCGGUUAUCUUGAUCCUGAGUACUUUCGUCGGCAGCAACUCACAGAGAAAUCUGAUGUGUAUUCCUUUGGAGUGGUUCUCAUGGAGAUUUUAUGUGCCAGGCCUGCUAUAAACCCUGCUCUUCCAAGGGAACAGGUUAACAUAGCAGAAUGGGCUAUGCACUGGCAAAAGAGAGGCCUGUUAGAAAGGAUUAUAGAUCCCCAUCUAGCAGGAUUUAUCAAUCUCGACUCCCUGAGAAAAUUUGGUGAAACAGCUGAGAAGUGCCUGGCAGAACAUGGAACCGACAGGCCUACGAUGGGGGAUGUGUUAUGGAAUUUGGAAUACGCUCUUCAACUACAAGAGGCUUCCAUACAAAAUGUUUCAUCUGACAACAGUGCAAAUCAUAUUCCAGAGAUUCCUGGGUGGAUCCCCCUAGUUGAAUUCAUCAGUGCUAAUCGUUUUGACAGUAUCAGUGAUCAAGCUUCUGAUGCAACAACAACCACGAGUGACGUCUUUUCACAGCUCAUGGAUCCAAAAGGAAGAUAGUUUUUAACAGUUUUUUUCAAGCAAAGGGAAUCACAAAGUUAGUAAUUAGUUGAAAACUUUGAGUUAUAGUACCAUGAAUUCCACUACUCCCCACGAGGUCCUCUAAUACAAGUUGUAACAGAAAUUUGCAAUUCUCUAUAUCUGCUUUUGAUCCCUGACACCAAAUCAAAACAGUUAUGACAAAUUUUGCUUUCUGUUAUAGACAGCCUCCCUUUCUCUC
This is a messenger RNA of Theobroma cacao (cacao), 3237 nucleotides long. The record is from RefSeq and is a predicted model, not a curated record. NCBI's taxonomy places the organism in Eukaryota, Viridiplantae, Streptophyta, Magnoliopsida, Malvales, Malvaceae.